Molecule: messenger RNA, 2706 nt
Organism: Lineus longissimus
Lineage: Eukaryota; Metazoa; Nemertea; Pilidiophora; Heteronemertea; Lineidae
Exons: 3
Coding region: 1-2706 (901 amino acids)
Source: RefSeq, a predicted model, not a curated record
AUGAAUUACAUCCAGACAUAUGCGCUCUUAGACAGUGGAUCUAAUGGGACCUUCUGUGCAAGAGAUUUAGUAGAUACGUUGGCCCUGUCAGGGAUUAAAAAAAAGGUGGAAGUCACUACUUUGGAGAAAAGGGCCAAUGUGAUGGAUACAGCUAUAUUUAGCCUUGAGGUAGCAGACCUUGGGGAAAGGGAGAUUGUAGGUUUACCUAGCGUGAUAGCACGACCAGACCUCCACAUCAGCCCGACAGCCAUGACCCAUGAAGAGAUUGACAAGCAUCCUCAUCUCAAGGAUAUAGAGUUUCCAGUGGUAGAGCCAGGGAAGGUGCAGUUGUUGAUUGGACAGGAUGUACCAGAGGCAUUAAUUCCACUUGAGGUGAAGAGAGGUGAAGGAGGAGCACCGUAUGCUGUAAGAACAGCAUUGGGAUGGACGCUAAAUGGACCAACAACAGCAAAUCAGAGCAGUCACGCCACUGCACACUUCAUCAACAGUGUUGACUUAGGCCUACAAAAACAAGUAGAGCAGUUUUGGAAACUAGAAAACAUUGGAGGAGAUGAUCAAGGGAUGUCUGUAAAUGACCAGAAGGUGAUAUCUCUUUGGGAUAAGGAAAUGAAACAUGAAAAUGGCCAGUAUGUUUUACCAAUUCCAUUCAAGUGUGAGCCACCAAGCUUACCUAAUAACCUCAUCAUGGCCACCAGAAGAUUGGAAUUACUGGGAAGAAGGCUCCAGAAAGAUACCGUCCUGCAUCAGAAAUACACGACUGAAAUAACACAACUUGUCAACAAAGGCUAUGCCGAAGUCGUCCCACCAGAUGAGAUUGGCAGGAAGGAUGGCUGCGUGUGGUAUCUGCCUCACCACCCUGUUAUCAACCCAAAGAAGCAAGACAAAACAAGGAUAGUCUUUGAUUGUGCUGCGAAGUUUCGAGAAACGUCACUAAAUGACAACAUCUACCAAGGGCCUGACCUGACCAACAAACUGGUUGGUGUCCUGAUAAGGUUCAGGCAGGAUCAAGUAGCCUUCAUCGCAGACAUGGAGGCAAUGUUUCACAUGGCUGAAGUAACAAAAGACUGUCGCGACACACUACGUUUUUUAUUUUGGGAAAACGGUGAUCUAUCAAAGCCUCCUACCACAUACAGAAUGACGAGACACCUGUUUGGUGGUGUAAGGAGUUCAAGCUGUGCUAAUUACGCAUUAAAGAGGACGGCUAAGGACAAUGAAGCUGAUUUCAGCCAGAUAGCGAAGGAUACUGUUGACAACUGUCAUUACGUGGAUGAUUGCUUGAAGUCAAUUCCAAAAGUAGGUCAGGGCAUCCAAUCAGCACAUGAUUUAUGCAAACUGCUGGCACUUGGUGGAUUUCAUCUAACAAAGUGGAUUAGCAAUAGUAGAGAGCUACUAAAAGCGAUGCCUGACACUGAAUUGACCAAGGAAGUCAGAAACAUGGACUUGGAUAGGGAUGGACUGCCAACUGAGAGGGCGCUAGGUUUGUUACGGGAUGUUGGAGAAGACACGUUCAGGCCCAGCAUCAAUAGACAAGAACGUCCGCCAACCAAAAGGGGAGUACUGAGUAUUCUAAGUUUGGUCUACGACCCCCUGGGAUUAGUAAGUCCGUACAUCCUACUGGCCAAACUGAUGUUUCAGGACCUGUGUCGAAACAAAGUAGGUUGGGAUGAAAACAGGCCUGAUAGCAACUUGGAUCAAUGGAAGAAAUGGUGUGAAGAUCUACCCAAGUUAGAAAACUUCAGGAUUCCUCACUGUUUGAAGUCAUCAAUGCUAGGACCUGUAGCACACAGCACUCUACAUCACUUCGCAGAUGCUUCUGAGAGAGGCCUUGAGGCAGCUAGCUAUUUAAGGACAGAAGAUCCAGAGGGAAAGGUUCACUGCGUUCUUGUCAUGUCAAAGGCGAAAUUGGCACCAAUAAAAACGACAACAAUUCCCAGAUUAGAGUUAGCUGCUGCGGUCGAAUCAUGGCGCCAUGUAGACACAGCAAACAACCCAGCUGAUGAUGUUUCCCGGGGACUGACAGCUGACGAGUUGAUUGACAGCACCAGGAGGACUAAUGGGCCAAGCUUCCUUUGGAAACCGGAGUGUGACUGGCCUCAGACCCCAAGUGUGAUGUUACCUGAGGAUGACAGCAUCCACUUAGAAGAGAAACCACAGCUACAGGUUUUUGUAGCAGAAAACCCAGAGAAGACCGCUGCUAGCGAAGAUAUCUUGAUGAAGCUUAUUGAGCGACAUUCCAACUGGUACAAACUGAAGAAAUCGGUUGCUUGGAUAUUGCGAGCACGAAAGGUGUUACGUAACAAGGCCCUGAUUCAUCAUCACGACAGCAUAGGAGUGGAACCAAUAAAAGAUGGCGAAUUGUCUGUGGAUGAGCUAAAGAGAGCAGAAGUUGAGCUGGUGAAGUUUGCUCAGCGGGAUAUCAACCAGGAUACCAGGAGCCAGUCGCGUGCCAUCAACAAGCUUUCCCCACAGUCAGAUAUAAAUGGAGUAUUGCGUGUAGGCGGUCGCCUCAACAACGCUGUGUUGCCUCAUGAUGCAAAACACCCAAUGAUACUUCCAAAGAAACAUCACAUUGUCGAUCUAAUUGUUCACCAUUACCACAACCUGACAGGAAACUCUGGGACAGAGCAUGCACUCACAGAGAUAAGACAAAGAUUUUGGAUUGUCAAAGGACGGGUCGCCGUCAGAAGGGCUGAGAUUCAAGUUUGA